AUGCCCGCGGUACCAAAAGAUCACUAUCUCUGGACAGCCAUCGUCCGAGGAAGAGAUGGCCCCGCAAACAUCGCGAAAGCAGCAGAGCUCAGGGCCCUUGUCGCGGCAACCGCGGGAUGCACCAUCGUCAAAGACUUUCACCCAAUGGAGGGUCAUGGCUUCAUCUACCACAUGGCCAAUACCGUUGAGUCAAACCCACUUCAAGAGUCUGCGGAGUCCAUGAGAGCGGAGGUCGUAGACGUCUCGGAAUCGCAGGUGGAUGAGGGCGCCGAAUUCCCUUACACAUCUGCGGACGAGCUCAGCGACGAUGACUAA
This is a messenger RNA of Alternaria hordeiaustralica, 315 nucleotides long. RefSeq lists its product as uncharacterized. The transcript has 4 exons. Bases 1 to 315 code for a protein of 104 amino acids. The record is from RefSeq and is a predicted model, not a curated record. Lineage: Eukaryota; Fungi; Ascomycota; Dothideomycetes; Pleosporales; Pleosporaceae.